AUGUUGAAACACGUGAAAAUUGCGUCUGGGUGUCCACGCGCUAAUGGUCAGGUAGAGCGAACAAAUCGAGGACUCACGACUUGUCUCGCUAGUGUCACGGAGGAUGACGAAAAUCGCGACUGGGACGACAAAUUAUGGGACGUGCAAUGGGCGAUUAAUAAUGGCGAGCACAAAGUAACCAAGCGAACUUCCUACGAAGUGGUUUUUAAAAAUCGAACACCGGGUCUUCUCGAUAAUCCACUAACGCGUGAAGUAAUUACAUUAAAUCGCGAAAAAGCAGUCGAGGAACCGAAGGACGUCGUGGAAUUACUGGCAGCAAACGCCGUAACAAUGAAAGAACGGUUUGAUAAAAAGCGCAAGGCACCGCGAGAAUACGAAGUCAGGGACUUACUUUCGAUGGAGGAUAUCGAAGGCGAAAAACAAAGUAACAAGCGUUAUAAAGGCGUAAUUUCAGUGGAUCGUCUUGAAUCAGUUCCGAAACAAGCAUCGUAA
Belonocnema kinseyi is the source of this 492-nucleotide messenger RNA. RefSeq lists its product as uncharacterized. Gene Ontology annotation, biological process: DNA integration. NCBI's taxonomy places the organism in Eukaryota, Metazoa, Arthropoda, Insecta, Hymenoptera, Cynipidae. Gene Ontology annotation, molecular function: nucleic acid binding. The coding region runs from base 1 to 492 and encodes 163 amino acids. The record is from RefSeq and is a predicted model, not a curated record. The transcript has a single exon.